Pocillopora verrucosa is the source of this 1197-nucleotide messenger RNA. RefSeq names its product thiosulfate sulfurtransferase. Lineage: Eukaryota; Metazoa; Cnidaria; Anthozoa; Scleractinia; Pocilloporidae. The record is from RefSeq and is a predicted model, not a curated record. Gene Ontology annotation, molecular function: thiosulfate-cyanide sulfurtransferase activity. Gene Ontology annotation, cellular component: mitochondrion.
UUCUUUGACACAUACCCAACAAAUGGAAUAUAUUUGUUAACUAGAAAUAUCUUAAGACUAUCAGUUGCAACGUGUGACCACGAAAACACGAGAAAGCACUCAGACCUCAAGCUACUUGACAGAAGGGAACAAGAGACAGACAUCUUGCUGAAAACUUGUUUAUCUUAUCUCAUCUCUAUGUCUUCGGAAAUGAGCCAGCCUGCGGUAUCCACAGAAUGGCUUAAAAAAAGCCAAGAAAGCACCAAGGAACAUUUGUCAGUUUUAGACACUACGUGGUUUCCUGACAAAGAUGCUUCCAGUGAUUAUUCAAAGCAACAUAUUGCAAAUGCUUCAUAUAUGGACAUGUUCCGUGGAGUGGAAAAUACACCACUGUAUCCACGAAAUAUUCCUGAUGUUGCUACAUUUCAAAUGAAUGCAAGAGGCAGCGCAGUGAAUAAAGAUGAUCAUGUUGUAGUCUAUGACAACACUGGAAACUUUGGGUUCUUCAUGGGUGGAAGAGCUUGGUGGAUGUUCAAGCUCUUUGGACAUGAAAAUGUCUCAGUAUUAGAUGGAGGUUUGAAAAGAUGGAUUGGUGAUGGUUUUGAAACAACAGAUGCAGUGGUGCAGAAAGGGGAUGGUGACUUUACAGCAAAGUGGAACCCAAAAUGGAUAAGGAAGUUUGAAGACAUGAAGGAAAACCUGAAGUCAAGAAAAGCACAAGUUUGUGAUAGUCGCGGACCAAAUUUGUUCAAUCGUUCAGCCAGUGAUCCAAGCACAGGCCACUAUCCUGGCGCAGUAAAUAUUCCAUUUCCAAACUUGUUUAAUGCUGAAACCAAGACUCUUAAAAGUGUUGAUGAGUUAAAGAAAGUUUACUCUGAUGCGGGAAUUGAUCUCAGCAAACCAAUCAUAGGCAUGUGUAUUGGUGGCAUGUCUUCUUGUUCUUUGGUUCUCACUGCACAUCUCUGCGGAUGUCCUGAUGUUGCACUUUAUCAUGGAGGUUUCAAUGAGUGGAGACAAAGAGCUGAUGCAACUGAAAUUGAAUGAUUAUCAUUGUUGCAAGAAGCAAUGAUCAGCUGAAGCAUGAUUGUCAUAAGCAUAAUAUAAUGAUUAGAGUACUGCUGCUGUUAUUCCCAUUGUUUAAAAUUAAUGGCUGUGUCCUUUCAGUGGACCUAACCUUGCACAAUAAAAAGCAAACCAUUAAUAAAUCGUCUUUUUGAA